Camellia sinensis is the source of this 930-nucleotide messenger RNA. NCBI's taxonomy places the organism in Eukaryota, Viridiplantae, Streptophyta, Magnoliopsida, Ericales, Theaceae. The record is from RefSeq and is a predicted model, not a curated record.
AUGUCUAUGUGGUGCCAGUGGGUUAAAUCGUAUUUACUUAAGGGCAGAAGUUUCUGGAAAGUAAAGGUUCCCCACAACUCUUCUUGGGUUUGGAGAAAGAUUCUAGCUCUUAGGGAUAAAAUUUCACCCCUUAUUAUCCACAAAAUAGGUAGGGGUGACUCUACCUUUUUAUGGUAUGAUAAUUGGCAUCCUCUUGGUCCUUUAUGGAAAAAAUUUGGGGACAGAAUCUUGUAUGACUCUAAUCUUAACAGUGAAACUAAGGUCAAUCAGAUUAUGGAUGGGGACUCUUGGAAGUGGCCUGUCCCCAACUCUUGGGAAAUAAGGGAGCUGAUCUCUUCAACCCCCACUAGCUGCAGACCUAACCUUCUACUGGAUGAUCAACCUACUUGGUCUCUUUCUGAUGGGAAAUUUACUAUUAAUGGUGUUUGGAAUCAUUGGAGGCUUAAGCUUGAUAAAGUUGUUUGGCAUAAAUUAAUCUGGGGGGCUCACCAUAUCCCUAGGGCUAGUUUUGUUGUUUGGAUGGCUGUCCAGGAGAGGCUUAAUACUGGUGACAGGCUUCAGCUAUUUGGCAUCUCUCCUACACCAACUUGCCCCUUUUGCAAACAUUGGCCUGACUUUCAGUGGCCUGGCAUUAUUCCCUUUGCUACUAAAGAGACUAAGAGAAGAUCAUUAAGAUCCAUAAUCAUCAAAUUGUCAUUGUUGUGCUCUGUUUAUAUUAUCUGGCUUGAAAGGAAUAACAGAAUUUUCAAUAAAGAAUUAAAGCCAGAAGAAGUGGUAGUUAAAAUAAUUGUCCAACUGAUUCGAGGUAGAUUGUUGUCUAUCACAAAUGUUCCUAGAAAUGCAGGUGACAACUGGUACAUUGACCAUUGGAAUUUGCCUGCUACUGCCUUGAAGUCCCAUGUUCUCGGCACUGGGAGGGCUGUUGAGUGA